CAGCGGCGGCCGUGGGCGUGCCGGUGCGGGGCCCUCCCCCAGAAGAUGGCGAGUCCGUGCGGGCGGCCGGAGUGCUCCAUUGAGAGGCGCGGCUUCCGCCACCAGCUCGACUCGUGGCGACACAAGCUCAUUCACUGUGUAGGGUUUGAAAGUAUUCUAGAAGGGCUGUUUGGACCUGGAUUAUUAAAAGAUCUCUGUUUGUUUAAAGACUGUGAGCCCGAAGGUGUUUCUGAUUGGUCUUUUGAUGAAAAUUGUCUUUUCUGCUGCUUGCGAAGAGAAAAAGUGAAGGAACACCUACUCAGUCUGGAUGAGCCAGCUUCGGAAGCUGGGCAAAAAGCUCUACUUAGACAAGAGCAAGCAAAAAUCAUUCGGUUUGAGAGGCAAGCAGAAGAGUUCCUCAAUGCAGUCUUUUACAGAAAAGACAGUCCUGGGGUCUCUGACCCCAAUAUUCCCCUAGUGGCCCGGGAGAUCAUGCAGCGAAUGAUCCGACAGUUUGCUGCUGAAUAUACCUCAAAAAAUAGCUCUACUCAGGACUCCAGCCAGCCCAAUAGCACAAAGAACCAAAGCCUGCUGAAAGCAUCUCUGGUCGCCUCCUCUCCCACGGCUGCAACUGCUCAGAACCCUGUGCUCAGCAAACUUCUCAUGGCUGACCAAGACUCGCCUCUGGACCUUACUGUCAGAAAGUCUCAAUCAGAACCUAGUGAACAAGACGGAGUGCUUGAUCUGUCCACUAAGAAAAGUCCUUGUGCCGGCAGCACCUCUCUGAGCCAUUCUCCAGCCAGCUCCAGUACUGCAGGGAAUGGGCGACCUGGGAGACCCAGCCAGCACCAUCCAGAGGGACUUCGGAGUGGUGAUGGGGUACCUCCAAGAAGCUUGCAAGAUGGAACCAGGGAAGCUUAUGGCCACUCCACAUCUCUUAAAGUUCCACUGGCUCGAUCACUACAGAUUAGCGAAGAACUGCUGAGCAGAAACCAGUUUUCUACAGCUGCCAGCCAUGGGCCAUCUGGACUGCAGAAUCAUGGACAGCACUUAAUAUUAUCCAGGGAGGCUUCUUGGGCAAAACCACACUAUGAAUUCAAUUUCAGCCGCAUGAAAUUCAGGGGAAAUGGUGCACUCAGCAACAUCAGUGACCUUCCUUUUCUUACAGAAAACUCUGCCUUUCAAAAAAUGGCACUUCAUACUAAACAGGAUGGGAAAAAGGAUGUGAGCCAUUCAUCUCCUGUGGAUUUAAAGAUACCACAAGUUCGAGGCAUGGACCUUUCAUGGGAGUCCCGCACUGGUGACCAGUACAGCUAUAGCUCUUUGGUAAUGGGUUCACAAACGGAGAGCGCGCUUAGUAAAAAGUUAAGGGCUAUCCUUCCAAAACAAAACAGGAGAAGUUUGCUGGAUGCUGGACCAGAUUCCUGGGGCUCAGAUGCUGAGCAGUCUACCUCUGGACAGCCAUAUCCCACCUCUGAUCAAGAGGGAGAUCCUGGCUCCAAGCAACCUAGGAAGAAAAGAGGGAGAUACAGACAGUACAACAGCGAGAUACUGGAGGAAGCAAUCUCUGUGGUUAUGAGUGGGAAAAUGAGUGUUUCCAAAGCUCAGAGUAUUUAUGGGAUUCCCCACAGUACACUGGAGUACAAAGUUAAAGAGAGGCUGGGCACUUUGAAAAACCCUCCAAAGAAAAAAAUGAAAUUAAUGAGGUCGGAGGGGCAGGAUGUUUCAAUAAAGAUGGAAUUAGAUCCCCAGGGAGAGGCAGCACAAAGUGCGAAUGAAUCAAAAGAUGAGUAGGGAUGUUGUAGAGUGCCAAUUACUUUACAGACUGGGUGAGCACUACUGCAUUGUUCAGCUACUACUGAGUGCACCUGACUCCCCUCUGUUUACUGUGACGCUUGCUUCUUUGCAGUUUAGCAUAGACUCGUGUGGGCACAGGUGAAAGGUGUGCUCUGAAUGUUGCAUAUUUGUAAAUUUUCGGGCACGGUAUGGCUCGGAUCCUUUUUUCUUCUUUUUCUUUUUCUUUUUCUUUCUUUUUCUUUUUUUUUUUUUUUUUUUGCCUUUUGCAUGUUUCUCUAUUGUUCUAUGGAGAAUUGAGUUACCUCACAAAGAAUGCAGACAUGUGGAAGUAGACUCCUUGCUUGUGGAGCCUGUACUUUUUCUUUUUUCUUUUCAUAUUUGCCUUUCAAAACCAAGUCCACUUUGUGAAACUGAUUCUCUCUAAUGCCAGAUAUUUUUGAAUGAGAAUCAAGCUAUUUUUUGUAAUAAUUUGAAAAGCUUCACAAAUUCUUCAGAACUCUUUUCCCUUCUUGGAUCCAGUUGAUUGAAGGAUUAAGCUAACACAAGCUCUUUAGGAAUGAAAUCUUUUGAACUUGGAGAUGAGUAAUCAAUUGGGUCUAAUUAGGUUUCUGCCGUUUUCUGUCUAAAUUAAUUUACCAUUAGCAGUCUGCUUAGUGCUCACCCAGAGGGGAGGGGUGGGGAAACUUACAUACACUACCUUCGGAAUACUUUGGUUAACUACUUUGUAACACUACCUUCACUGUCAUUUUGUUUGAUAUUUUAUAAAGGUGAGAUUUAGACUCACCUGUUUAAGGAUGUAGCCUUAUCUCACGGAAGACAAGCUCCUUUUAGUCAGGAGCAGUCAGGGUACACUAAAUGAUGUAUUGGGGUAUGCCUCAUUUUAACAAAACUAUGGUUCUUUGUAACCUGUCACUUUUUACAGACUUGAUUCUGAGUUUACUAAACUGCGGUUCCAACAACUAGGUUAAAUGAUUCUGAACUGGGGAGUGGGGGUACACGUAACAAAUUACUGUGAUCUUGCAUAAAACAAAACAGUGAUCUCAUAAACUUUACAACCUCUCUAGUCUGCCCAAAUAUCCACAUUAAUGAAGGAUCUGUGUUAAUGUUCAGGGACGAAAUGAAAACACACAGGUAGCCUGAUCUGAUUUAGGCUCCACAUCAUAUCUAGCUGUAAUGCUGUCAGGGUUGAACACCCAAUGGGUGUUUCCUUUUUAAAUACUACAGUUGCCAGUAGCAGGAAAUGUUCUCAUAUAUCCUGCAUUUCUUUGUUUUACUUUUACCUGGUGUUGAUUUGAUAGUGGCUUAGCACACACUAGUGUUAGCAGUUAAACCUCAUAUAAACACUCCAUAAACCACAAGUCCAAUCGUUUUUAUUAUGGUAAUAUUUUUAUCGUUAUAUAGUUUCAAGAUACGUUUUGUACAAUACUCUUGUCUUUGAUAGUUUCUGCUGGAGUGAUCAGUCACCAGAUAAAGCUCACUGGAUUUAUUACAGUUUGACUAAAUCAGAAUUGCUGGUUCUUCAGGUGGAAACACUUUAGUCUUAAUUUAAACUUUGUGCAAAAGGUUUGUAGGACCACCAUUUCCCCAGUUGCACAACCAAAAGAAGUGUUGGAAUUUGUGUGUGAGAGAGCAUUAAGCACUGUUAGUGAUUCAAAGUGGAUACUAAAAGUUCAUGGGAAGAUGGCCUCCAUAGCUCCAGGGCUACUGAAUGAAUUCUGGAGCAGUUAAUUCAAUUAGCCUUCUUUUGUUUUUAUAUAUAUAUGUAUAUGUAUUUUUUCAGCAACCUAUUAUGUUCAAAGGUUAGGCACACCAUUGCUGUCAUUUUAAAUAUGCACUGCUCAUUCUUGAGAUGGACUGGGCUUUUGUGCCAGCUAUGCUUUGUUUUUGUUUUUUACUUAAUGUCAACACUCAAAAGUCUGGUUCCUCUUAGAGAUGUAGCUGCCAUCGCACCAUUUAAAGCAGUUUUAAGCUCAGUAGCAGUAUAUAAACUCUGCAAUAUAGUCCAGUUUAUCUGGAGAUUGCAAUAAAAGUGCACUGUUAAAUGUGUGAUUUCAUCUGCUGUUGGAGGUAUAGUGGAAGGUUUGCUGCAAGCUAAAAAUGUUACACUUGCAUAGAGUUUUACUGUUCAGAGAGGUUUAACGUUUUGCGGUUGUCUUUAUUUAAGUGGUGUAUGAGUUGAGUUUUAUUGCAGUGCACGUGGAGUGCUCAUUUACUCACCUCAAUAUUUUCUGUGUGUCUGUUUAAGUGGAUGACAAUCGUGCAGCAGAAGAAUGGUGUGCCUACCCUUGAAUGCUGCAGUUUAAAAAGAGAACUUGUCUUGCAUCAGUUCAGACUGUAGGCUAAGAAUUGUAAAUAGAUAGUGAAAAGUGAAGUACUCUUAUUAUUUGCUUUGGUUAGAAAGUGAAUUUUAAAAAACAAACCAAACGCUUAUCUUUCUCAGAUUAAAUGUCCUGAGACCUGAAGAUUGUAAUAUUCAAUGUCUGCGAAGCUUUUAAACAUUACACUUGAGAUCUGUGAUCAUUUAAUAUUCAGGUAAUCUUUCUUUUCUGAGAAGCUUUUGAACAACUAUAUUUCCUCCAAAGGUCUCUGUUUAAAAAGAAAAAAGGAAAAAAAAAAAAGUGUAGAUUAUUUUUAAGCACUAAUUGCAUUACGUUGGUAACUGCAAUAUAAAAUAGCCAUUAUUGUUUUGUGAAGCAUGUGAGAUUAGUUAGUGGUCCCUUUUAAAAUUUCAUGAGCCUCUCAAAAAAUAAAAACAAUUAAAAAAAAAAAGCUGCUGAAUAUUCAAAAGAUAUAUAUUUUACCUUAUUGUAGGUUUUGUAAAUUUAGUCUGUAAUAUUCAGGUGCACCUUUUAAUGUUAAAUUUUGUUGCAAAGUCCCAUCUAACAUAUUUUCUCUGAGGUGAUUGAUCACAUGACUGGUAUCACUCUAGUGCUGCAGUGACCCACUGAUGUUUGAUUUCUUUCUUUCACUACAUAUUCUUUACAGGCGCUUUCAGUGUAGCUAUCUUCGUAGUAUUUGGGAUCAUUUUAAAUAUAUAAUUGGAAUUAAUGUUUGUCCAUUAGCAUGCUUAAUUUUCUGCUGACUAGCAGUUUGCAUGUCCAGAAUUUCCAGUUGACCAUAUUUUGGUCUGGGAAGAUGUGGUUCACUGCUGUCUUUAUAACAAAGGCUUUGUUUCUCAUGUUGUUUAUGAUAAGUGGAUGUUUGUUGUUUGAAUCAGUUGGACAGGAGAUAGGGCUUAGACCUUAUUCCUCCUGGUGCUUUUGUGGGAGCACAAUGAUAGCAGAACACAGACAAAUUGCUACCCUGUGAAAAUCAAGGAGUCCGUAGGAGGUGGCCUUUCAGGUAUUUUCAGUCACUAGUUUUCUCUUGUUCCCAAGGGUAUCCAUCAGAUAUAGUCAUUGGAUUCAGAGUAUUGUUGUAUAGCACACUGAUGAUGUAGUUUUCACUUAGCUGAAAGAGGCUGAUGACAGCAAGAAACUGUGAAUCAUAUUUGUGGCAGACUCUGAAAACUAGUUUUUCAGUCCAACUAUCAUGAAGGAGAAUCCCUCUCCCUAUUCCCAUCCUAGAAAAGUAAUGUUAUAUUUUGUGUGUAUAAAGUUUUAAGAAUCAAUUUUCAUAUUGUACUGAAGUUUAGAUGUUGCUUGGUAAAUCUUUGCUGCAGCAUAUAAUGAAGAUGUGGUAGGGGUCCUGAUGUGGAGUUAAUUAUCGUACAGUUCUGGUGAGCAAGCCUGACAUGUAUGAAAUGUAUCCGUUUUUUAUUUGGACCUGUAAAAUGUAAAAGUGCUUUCUUAGAACUCUAGUGACCUAUUACAAAUUAUUACCUCACUUUCAGCCAGUUGGAUCCUCAUUCCACAAUGUAGUAGGCAUUCUUAUUGUGGCUGUUACACUUGACUCCAGCUAUAAAGAAUGGAACAUUCCAAUUAUAUAUUGUAGGGGCAUGUAGUAUUUGGGCUUUUUUUUUUUUUCCUGGUGUAGAAAGAAAGUCCUCAGAGCCCCAUGCAAUCCAUUAAAAGCUCAAGCUUCCUUUAGAAUCUCUCAUUGCUUCCUUUAGAAUCUCUCAUUGCUACUUCUGCAUUAGUCAGAUGAAGUUCCUAAAUAGCAACACAAAAAAUGUGCUCUUGCUUCUCACUGGCCCCAGGACCCAAACUUUGACUGGCACAUGCUGCUUGCUACUAGACCUGAAGUCCAGCCCUAAUAUUUCCCAUCUCAGAACACAAUUGAUUCUUAAUAAAUAUAUAUGAUUGGUGCCUCUUACAUGGUAACGAAUUCAGCUGCUCAGUCUUGAUGCAACUAUUACGUACUUUUUUGUUUGUGGCUCUUUCCUGAGUCGCAUGCCUGAGGACACUCCUGUCACACAAGAGGCAGCUGCACAUGUACAUUUAGAUUAUUCAGGAGCAGACAAAGAAUGAUUUGUGCCAGUGGUCCUGGAACAGUUUUUAUGGUAGGGGUGCUGAACAUGGAAACCAUGUAUUUGGGCUGAUUUUACUACUUCAAGCCAGGGAGUGUGGCAGCACCCCAAAACCCCUAGUUCUAGUGUUUAUGGUUUGUGCUGUGUUUCAUGGCAGACCUGCAUUUAAAAGAGUCUCUAAAUAUUUCCUUCAGGGAAGUGCAAAAGAGUAGGUUGGAUUCCUAAACAAAUUGAUUAGGGUUUUGUGAAGAUAACUGGCAAAAUGAUCCCCCUAGUCCUGGGGUUUACUAAACUCUGUACAAGCCGUAAUAACUUAUUUGCUCAUAUCAAAUUGUUUUUCAAACUGUACUGAAAAGGAUAGUUAUACUGGUGUCAGGUGGAAGGCAAAUUCCCAAGUCUUUCUGUUCAGUUUCUUUAGGAUUAAGUCUCUCUUCUUGGCUGUUCUCGAGUUUUAGGAGUGGUAGAUUAAUGUGGCCUGUAAGUGAAGGGAAUGCUGUGCAAUUCCUUUGUCUUACGCAAAAUGCAGUGUUACCAGAACUAUAAGAUGGAGAGGUCUUUUUUAAAAUAAAGACAGACGCUUAACCCUUUGGUUUAAAGAUGAUGUACACUAGCUGCAAGUCCAAACUGUAUGAAGGAGAAUUUAUUACAUUGUAUAGAAAGCUUUAUUUGUCACAAAAUGAUUUUUGUUUUAAAUUCUCUGCCAAAACGUAGUGGUAACGUUGGUAUGUUGCCUUCAUUUUUAUGAGGGUCAGGGAUAUCUUGAGGUUUUCCUUAAUAGAAAUUUCAGCAGUGAGAUUUAUGCUGGUUUAAGUAAGCCCACCUUUUUUUUUUUUUUUUUUUUUCUCAAAUAAGAUUAUAUUGACUAAUGCUAAUAUACAAAUUAUAUCUAUCAACUUCUCUUUCGGUGACUAGUUUUGGUACUGUUAAGGUUUCCACUGCUUUUGAAUUGUAUUGAAAAUUCAAAAUUAGAUCCUGCAGAAGCUUAAACGUAUGCACUGUUAGUUAGUUGCAAGUUCAUUUUUGGAACUAGCAUAUAUUGUAAUCACGAUAUUUACUCUUUAAGUAUGUAAUAUAUAAUUGAAUUUUUCAUCAUAUCUUGAUGAUCGCUAAACAGAAAUGUUGUAGACACAAAAAAUGAUCCACAGGUACACUAUAUACAUAUACCAAAAAACCCCACAAGAAGUUAUAUGCAUACAUUCCAACAUCUGUCUUUCACAGAUUCGGGGUUUGACUUAGGCAAAAUCUGUGUACCAGUAUUACAGCCGUCUUGAAUUUCAUGUCCUACAAAAUUAUAUCCUUACUCAGGUAAUGUCCUGAAAACAUUCAUUUUAAAAUAGCCUUAUAGUAUCCUCAUGAAAAUUUCCUAGCCCAGUUGCAAAAUCUAUUUCCCCACCUUUUUUACAAUUAAGGAUUUUUUAAAAUUCUGCCCAGAAAAUUUCAUUCUCUUUCUAAAAAUAUAUUUUACUUGUCCCUAUUGAAUGGGUAAGUAGAAUUUAGCAAGAUUCUUAAGAUAAUAUAUUUGCAGAUAUGUCUGUCUGGGUGAAUAUGAUAGUGGCUGGGGUUAGGAUACAGACAGAUCCAUCAGAAGAGAAUUUUCUGUGGUCACUAGCCAAAUGAAAUCAGAUCUAGAUAUUUUCUCCACCCUAAAAUAAUGAAGACACCACUAGAGUUACUAAUACAGUUUAUCAAAUACUUGGUGCUACAUCUCAAAUGUUUUUGCAGGUGAUACUUUUAUGCUUGGUGGAAGCAAGUACAGUAAACUUUACUGUCAUUAUAAAAGCACUUGUCUGACCUGUAGUACAAUACCGGAAAAGGGAUACUUCAGCACUUUUUGCGUUCUAAUACUAAAGUCUUAAUUUAUCUGGUCUUCAGCAUCUUAGAUACUGUAAAUGUUACAAUCUAGGAUUAUUAUUAACCACUUUUCAUGUCAGAUCACAAGUUCUCAUGAGAUAUUAAUCUGGCUUUAAAGAAUACUACUACCAUAUUUUAUAAUGUUCAGGCAACUUCUAAAUAUAUAUGCUUGAUAUUUUAACGAAUCAUUUCCACAGACCAUUUCGGGGCUUGAGAUUUGGAAUCUGGGGUAACAGGGAGGGUGGAGGGAAAUUUCCCAAAAUGAAAAAUCAUUUGAAAUCAUUGUGUAGUGUUCAGUUUGAAAAAUAUAUCACUAGGAAAAUGGGUAGGGAUUCUCUCUCCCUUACACCUUCAGGGAAUGAGCAGUGUUUAGAAUCUUUUGGCUGAAAUUCAAGCCUUUUUACCAUGUAAAUUUUUAAUAUAAACUCACUGACAUGCUUUUUACGUCUGGGGACUGAAAAUAGAUCUAAAUAUUUAAGUUGUGGAAUGGUCUAUUUCUUAAAUGAAGGGGGAACAUUUAAAAAAAAACUAACUAGAUUAGAAUACCAGCAUUCGUGUGCUUAAGGAAUUUUAGUAUGUAAUAGCAAAGUAUUUGAUUAAAAACCUAAUCUUGAAUUGCUAGUCUGUAAUUAGGUGCAUUCUAAUUUAGCAGGUGACUAUUCUUUACUUAUUAAUAUGUGAUGGGCUUUUUGCAAAUAGAAACCUUUAUCUGAGUCCCAUGUGUUGCUUGUACUGAUGGGAUGUAUGCUUACAGCAGCUUACUGCUGCUUUAAAAAAUGUAUAAAAUAUGUUUGGAGUGUUUGCUCAUAACUCUUUCUAAACUCCACUUGUUAAAUUGUCAGACAUUUGGUAUUUUAUCAGUCCGCACUGUAAGUUAAACUAAUGUUCUUAGGAAUCCAGCUUGUACACACUGUUUAAAAACCCUCAGGGACAGUUUACACACUAUCCUCACUCAAUUCAGGUACUUGUACUCUAUUCUUAAACCUAGCAGUGACUUGUAUUUUGUUUUGCUUUUCUUUUGACGUGCUGAUAGCACAUCUUUGAUGAAUGUCAACUUAAAACUCAGUUCAGGUAUCCAGGUAUAACUCAGCCAAACGGAUUUUAAAGCUGCAUAUUACUCUCCAGCACACAGUGCCUCAGACACUUAUAGUGGCAUUCUGUAUAUUCAGUUACUACUGAGCAGAUCGCAUGGGGGUUCCUGUUAACUAUGUAUUGUAAGAAAUUUCUCUCUAUAUAUUAUAUAAUAUGUAUUAUAUUAUAUACAUAUAUAUUAUAUAUGUAAUCUUAAACUUAUAUAUUUUAAAAUGCCACUACUAGCCAGUGCAGCUAAAGUAAAAUACAUUCCCAGCUGCUUCUGUAAACUCUACAGAAGCAUUUCCUUCAUGUGGCUCUUGCUUCUCUUUCAUGAUAACUACUUCUAAAUUCAAGCACCGGUCCUUGGGUGUCUGACCUCUACAUUCUAGUUAUGCAAUGUCUUUAGAGAAUUCUGUGCACUGGCCACUGUGAUGGAAACCAAUGGGCCAGAAGUGCUUUGAGUUUAUUAGUAAUUGUUCUGCCAAAGUCAGUGUUGUAUGACAAGCAUGUAAACCUGUCAGAUAAUCAGCAGAGGUACAAGUCUAUAAUAGUCUGUAUAAUCACUAUCACAUAAUUGGAAAGACUAAGCCCCUGACAGGUGUCUCUUUUCUAAUGCUGAGCACUAAUUCAGAAUGUGUUGGCACUUAACAGCUGUAGUGAUGGGCCUGUCUGCUGUAUCUGCACAAGGGCGUGUGUGCGUGUGUGUGUGAAAUUUUAAGGAAAAAUCUGCUUCUUUGAACCUCUAGUAACCUGUCUGAAGUCGCAAGUCAGCAACACCUCUGCUUUAUUAUUUGAUACUUUACAUCCCAAAAGAGUUCUCUUUCUAUUUAUGUGACCCAUAGUCUUUGAUGAGUAUGGAAAAUGGCAUUUCUCUCUGACCUCUAGAAGUUCAAGUGUCAUGGGAAAAAAAACAGGAACCCCCCCUUUACUCUUAUGGACCUCAUUUCAAUAUACUGUUUACAGUUUGACGGAAUUGUAUAAUUUAAUAUUUCUCUUGUACUGUAGUUUAUAUUUAUUUACAGAUUUUUUUGUACUGUGUGAUUUUGAACUUUUGUUCCUUGCUAUGAUCAACGUUUUAUGUAGUAGAGCACUUAUGAUCACAAAUUAAGGUUUUUGGUUUGAUUGCACUACAUUAAUUUUUUUAAUGCAGUUCUGAUUUUUUGACUGGACUAAAUAAGCUGUGUCUUAAUGUAUGUGAUAAGUACUUUUAAAUUUUUAAUUCAUGUGGUCCAUUUAUUUUUUUUGCAUUGUAUGUCAGAAGCGCUAAUUCUCUUGUUGUGCAUGUGUAAGAUUUAAUGGCUCCAUUGUAUUAUUUGACCAUGUCAUUUUGGAAACACAUUCCCAGCUGUAAUGUUGUGUAUGGUAGUUUUCACUGGAUGCUAGACUUUUCAAAACCACUAUUCUUCUAAUAAAUUUUGUUGUGAAAAACUUUAAAA
Messenger RNA from Dermochelys coriacea (leatherback sea turtle), 10545 nucleotides. It is a transcript of the gene LCOR, whose product is annotated as ligand dependent nuclear receptor corepressor. NCBI's taxonomy places the organism in Eukaryota, Metazoa, Chordata, Testudines, Dermochelyidae. The coding region runs from base 46 to 1773 and encodes 575 amino acids. The record is from RefSeq and is a predicted model, not a curated record. Gene Ontology annotation, molecular function: DNA binding. The transcript has 7 exons.